Scophthalmus maximus (turbot) is the source of this 1626-nucleotide messenger RNA. RefSeq lists its product as uncharacterized. The transcript has 5 exons. The coding region runs from base 322 to 1536 and encodes 404 amino acids. Lineage: Eukaryota; Metazoa; Chordata; Actinopteri; Pleuronectiformes; Scophthalmidae. The record is from RefSeq and is a predicted model, not a curated record.
CGAAGUAGGUGAGGCGCCGCGGGGCGAUGCGCAGCACGCCCAGGUUGUUGUACAGCGCCGAGGCGCUGUUCUUGGUCUGGAUGCUCUUCUCCUUGUGAUACAUCGGGGCGGCCUUCGGGGUGGCUUGGUGUCAGUGCGCUUAAAUGUAGAGAAGCCGAACAUUCCAUUAUGAUGCAAAUGCGAUGUCACCCACAUUGAUGCAAUGAUCAAAGGAUCCCUCCUGUGAUCUGUGAUCUCAUCGCAUAUAACAGCAUUCAAGAAAACCUGGCGAGAGUAUCCGCAUGUCAUCCGUCCCAGUGACCCCCGCUUCCAGCGCAGAAGAUGGCACAGAGGGCUGCUAUUCCUGGUCGCUUAAAUCCCGCCAAAUUGAUGAACGUUUUAGUCCAGGAGGAAGCAGAUGAGACAGUGGGGGAGAUUGUGGAUGAACAGAUGAGCAAGGUCAUGGCAGGCUGUUUGACAGUGGACAUGGAAAGACAGCUAGCAUCUUUUUCUGCAUCUUGGGCUGUGAGCUACCUCACACGGAUUCUAGAGCAACAGAUCAUGUGCCCUGACGAAGGAGAAGGUCCAAGGGAAGCAUCUAAAACUGAAGACUCUGAGCCUUUGCCGGCAACUGCCGAUGCCUGGGCUCAAGGAUGUGCGCCUGCCUCUCCUCAAUCCUGCCCCGCUGCGGCACAAAGGGAGGCUGAUAUUGUUCAGGUCCCAGCACAACCAGAGCCAAGAGUCAACCAGCAAUGUAAUGGUAUAGCCCAGACAGACAGCUCUCUAAAGUCAUCUGACAAGGAAACAAGUGGCUGGAGGCCUGUCAAUAAAAAGAAAUGCAGAGUGCCUUGUCCUCGCUCCACACCAAAAAUUGACCUAAAGAAAAGGCAGCAGGUAAAUUUACCCCCUAAGCUCAUUCCAGGCAAAUUGCUGCCAGUCCUGCCAUGUCCUGCUAUUAAAAAGGAUGUGGAGGUAGAAGAUAAGAAUAGAGUAUAUUGUCUUUAUAACCAUAUGACUGGACCAUUAUAUCAGCCAAAGGAUUAUCAACCCAUACCAAGACUUGAUCCCUCAAGGCUGCCUCGACACUGCAUCCUACCUCAGUAUGAGAUUGUUGACAACAACUACACAAAUGCAAAUCCCAAAACACUAAGUGGACUAUCCAAGAUAGAACCAAAAUGUAAGCAACGGCCAACUGAGCGGGCCGCAGCUGCACUGACACCACUAACCAGCUCCAUGGAUUGGCCAGCAAAGUUUCUUAGGAGAAACGAGGAAGAGGUGGCUCUGAAGAAACUGUCUCCCUCUAGACGUGACCAGGAAGGGAUGGAGUUCUCUAGGUCUCUGAGGUUAGACACCAUGGUUUUGGCAAAGGGUGUUUCUAUCUGGGAUCCCCGAGCAAAUGAAGGUAUCCCCCUCAAAUUGAACUCUCCUUCCCAGUCUACCAAGCUGGGGCCAAUACGAAGUGAUACAGCCGUGUCACUCCCGUCACUUGUUCCGCUUUCCGCAGGCGGUCCACCUAAGGUCACCGCCCCAUUGUUUCAGUCCAAGAACUCACUGUAAAAUUUAGUGACAAUAUCUGUCUGUAGCUGUAUUUAGAACAGAAUGGGAUGUAUUUUAAUGAAAUAAAAACAAAUGACCAUUCAAAUACAG